UCCGCCCAAUGGCGCUGCAGGGAGACCCAUCAGACGAAGUCAGCAGCCUGAAGGAGCUGUCCUUCCUCAGUCGGGAGGAGAGCCCAGACUACCCAGAUGAAUAUGGAGAUAUGGAGCAGAACCCCUUUCGGCUGAGCCUCAAGCCUGAAGAGAAGGAGGAUGUGAACUAUGCUGACUGGAGUUUGUUGGUGGCAACUGAGAAUGGCUUCAAUUCUUCAGGGCUCGGUGAUGGAGACAAACAUGUUGACCUGGUCAGAAGUGAAGAGGAGAGAGGUCCUUUGGAGACUCCUACAGGUGCAAAUGAAUCCGAGGGAAAUCAUGUCACCGAACGUCCUGGAGAGUUGCCAGAGAUCAUGUUGGGCAUGAUGGAGAAAUCGGCAAAUGAAUUAGGUUUUCAACCGCCUGAUGAAACCAACAGCACUUGGCAGGAAGAGGUUCUAACAACUUCCCAUAAUCCUUCUUCAUCAGACACCCUGGGGUUUCUCUCCACCACUGCAACACAAACUCAGACAUCAGACCUGCGAAAUCUUAUGCAGGAUGAUGCCACAUCCCUUCCCACUGGUGCUGUUUUCACCCAAGCUACUGCCACAGAUCAAGUAUUGUUGCCCACUUCUGCCACCAAAGAUGUAAAGGAACUCCUGGUGUCGGCUGGAGAUAAUCUACAAGUAACUUUACCAGAAAACGACGUUGAAUUGCAUGCAUUUGUAGUCACGCCAUUCCUUUCAGAAUUGGCCUAUAGUUAUGAGUGGAGCUCGAUAAGUCACCCCGAUGGUUACAAUGGUGAAAUGGAGGGCAAGCACACGCCAACGCUGAAACUUUCUCAACUGCCAGUAGGUGCCUAUGUCUUCAAAGUGACUGUUUCUGCUGAAAAUGCAUUUGGAGAAGGAUUUGUCAAUGUCACUGUCCAACCAGCUGUCAGAAUAAAUCAGCCGCCUGUUGCUAUCGUAUCUCCAAAAGCCCAGGAAAUUUCUUUCCCUACAACUUCUGCUUUCAUUGAUGGGAAUCAAAGUACCGAUGAUACUGAAAUAGCCAGUUACCACUGGGAAGAAAUUGAAGGUCCCCCUAGAGAAAAGAAGGCAUCAGCUGAUACACCAGUUUUACAUCUGUCUAACCUCGUGCCUGGCAAUUACACUUUCAGGUUAACAGUGAUUGACUCCAGUGGAGCAGCUAACUCUACAGAAGCCUCACUGAGAGUCCAUAAAAAAGUGGAUUUCCCUCCUGUUGCCAAUGCAGGGCCAAAUCAGGAAAUCAGUUUGCCUCGCAACUCCGUCACAGUGAAUGGAAAUCAGAGCAGUGAUGAUUAUGAGAUAGUCAGCUAUGAGUGGUCCCUGAGCCCGAAAAGUCGAGGCAAAGUGGUAGCAAUGCAGGGGGUGAGGAGUCCCUACCUCCAGUUAUCGUCCAUGCAAGAAGGCGAAUACACAUUUCAGCUGACUGUUACUGAUUCUGCUGAACAGCAGUCUACAGCUGAAGUCACGGUGAUUGUCUGGCCCGAAAAGAAUAGCCCCCCAACAGCCGUGGCUGGGCCAGAUAAGGAGCUGACAUUCCCUGUCCAGAGCACCGUUCUUGAUGGAAGCAUGAGCACUGAUGACUUAGGCAUUGUUUACUAUCACUGGGAGAAUAUCAGUGGACCAACCUCUGUGCAAAUGGAAGACACUGAUAGCGCAGUUGCAACCGUCACAGGCCUGCAUGUUGGAACCUACCAUUUCAGACUGACCGUCAAAGACAGCCAAGGACUAAGCAGCACAGCCACAAUCUCUGUGACUGUCAAGGAGGAAAGCAACCGCCCACCCCAGGCUCAUGCAGGGGGCAAGCACAUCCUCGUUCUUCCCAAUAACUCCAUUGCUUUGGAUGGUUCGCAAUCUACUGAUGACCAAGGGAUUGUGUCUUACCUCUGGAUUCGGGAUGGCCAGAGCCCAGCAGCUGGGGAUGUGAUACAUGGCUCAGAUCAUGAGGCCAUCCUGCAGCUGACCAACCUCGUAGAAGGGAGUUAUUCCUUUCACUUGAAAGUCACCGAUGGCAAAGGAGAGUCAGACAUCGACAUGGCUACUGUAGAAGUGCGGCCUGAUCCUAAGAAAAAUGGACUUGUGGAACUCAUCUUGCAAGUUGGAGUUGGCCAGCUGACUGAACAACAGAAAGACACGCUUGUGCGACAGCUAGCAAUGCUCCUGAACAUCUUGGAUUCUGAUAUUAAAGUUCAGAAGAUACACGCUUAUUCUGAUAUCAGCACAGCUGUUGUGUUCUAUGUUCAGAAUGGCCAUCCUUUUAAAGUGAUGAAGGCAGCAGAUGUUGCACAGAUGCUACGCUUGCAGCUCUUGAAGGAGAAGCCGGACUUCUUGCUUUUUAAAGUGCUUCGCGUUGACACGGCAGGUUGCCUCUUAAAGUGCUCCGGACAUGGACAUUGCGACCCUAUCACGAAGCGCUGCAUUUGCUAUGAGCUGUGGAUGGAAAAUUUGAUACAGAGGUAUCUUAACAACGGAGAGAGUAAUUGCGAGUGGAGUAUACUUUAUGUAACGGCAUCAGCUUUCAUUUUGAUUGUGCUGAUGGCGGGGUUCGUUUGGCUCUGCAUCUGCUGUUGCAAAAGCAGAAAGAGGACUAAAAUAAGAAAGAAAACAAAAUACACAAUUUUGGAUAAUAUAGAUGAUCAGGAGAGAAUGGAGCUCAGGCCUAAAUACGGUAUAAAGCACAGAAGCACAGAGCACAAUUCUAGCCUGAUGGUUUCAGAGUCAGAGUUUGACAGUGACCAGGACACCAUCUUCAGCAGAGAGAAGGUUGAAAGAGAGAACCCGAGGAAUGCCAUGAAUGGUUCCAUGAAGAAUGGUGUCUCCUUCAGCUACAGCUCAAAGAACAGAUAAAUGAAGAGGCUGCAGUGGAAGGACACGUGCUAAGGCUAUGCUGCUCCUCCUUCACCACCCCCCUCCCAAACUAUACUGGUGGGAGACGGGAUGAUAAACUUCCAGCAUAGUAGAAAAGGAAAUGGACGCGGUGGACUUUCCCCUUCAUUUCUUUAACCAAUAACGUAUUUUAACUCGCCACAUGGGUUAGGUGAAAGGGUUUUAAAGUCUAAAAAUGGUUGGAGAUGGUUUCCAUAUAAAAGGUUAUUGCUCAAGACUGUUGCAUUACAAGGAGCACAUAGGAAAGCUACCUUAUAUUGUUGUUUCCUUUAGAAAACAGUGGCUAUGCAUCUGUACAAAGACACACCAGUAUGCAAAUGUACCUUGAGUUAUUAAAAAGAAAAGCAGUGUGCGGCUAUAGCCUCCAUCUCCUUCCAGUCACUUUUAGUUUAGCAAAUAAGAGGGUUGAUGAAAAGGUUUUUUUGUGACAUCUUCUUUGGUAAGGCAGUGGAGUUGAAAUCAUUUUUUCAAAGGACUCAAGGCAUUGUCUGAAGCAACCUAAC
Messenger RNA from Podarcis raffonei (Aeolian wall lizard), 3394 nucleotides. Its product is annotated as dyslexia-associated protein KIAA0319-like. Gene Ontology annotation, biological process: negative regulation of dendrite development; neuron migration. The record is from RefSeq and is a predicted model, not a curated record. Gene Ontology annotation, cellular component: plasma membrane; cytoplasmic vesicle. The transcript has 19 exons. The coding region runs from base 9 to 2852 and encodes 947 amino acids. NCBI's taxonomy places the organism in Eukaryota, Metazoa, Chordata, Lepidosauria, Squamata, Lacertidae.